Messenger RNA from Nematostella vectensis (starlet sea anemone), 2442 nucleotides. RefSeq names its product cytochrome P450 3A24. The coding region runs from base 151 to 1692 and encodes 513 amino acids. Gene Ontology annotation, molecular function: oxidoreductase activity, acting on paired donors, with incorporation or reduction of molecular oxygen; heme binding; steroid hydroxylase activity. The record is from RefSeq and is a predicted model, not a curated record. Lineage: Eukaryota; Metazoa; Cnidaria; Anthozoa; Actiniaria; Edwardsiidae. The transcript is spliced from 14 exons.
UGACUUGCCGUGACUGCUCACGUAAUCAGAUCCCAAGAUAAUCAAGCACUGUGAACACUUUGGCACGAAACCAGCAGGAUAAAGACAAGAGCAUCACCGAGUUACAGCAUACUUUAAAACGUCUUCCCGUCUCUGGCCGAAGCACGCAAGAUGGAGGCAUCGGUGGAGUUCUACCAGAUUUUCACACUCUGCAACUCUUUGGUCCUCGCUUGUGUGUUGCUGAUUGCAACAAUCGUAUGGAAAAUAGGCUUCGCUCCGUUUUCUUUUCUGAAGAACCUUGGCAUCCCUGGUCCCAAACCAUGGCCAUUCAUCGGGAAUUUGCCGAUCCUCUUCAAAAAGAAACAUGAUACUUACGCUCAGGAGUAUCUCGUCAAGACGUAUGGGCGUCUUUGUGGGUACUACCGGGGAACGCGCGCUUCCAUCCUUGUAGCUGACCCAGAGAUGGCACAACAGAUAUUGGUCAAAGAGUUCGACAAGUUUGUCAACAGAGGGGUAGUACCGCUAUCUUCCCAUAUCCCACCCACCGACAAGAACCUGAUUUCUUUGCAAGAUGACGAUUGGCGAAGAUUGCGUCACUUUGUCACUCCUACCUUCAGCGCUGUCAAGCUUAAACAGGUUGUGCCAUUGAUAAGUGAAUCCUGCAGAAUCCUGGUGCAACAACUAGGUCAAGCUUGCAAGGAUGGCAAAAGUGUGGAUGUGUGUAGAACUUACGUGAAGUUUACGAUGGAGACCAUUGUUUCUACGGCGUUUGGUAUCGACUGCCAAACACAGACAAACCCUAAUGAUCAAUUUUUAUCCAAUGCCCAACGAUAUUUUGGCAAACCAAGUCCUUUUACAAUAUUGGCAGUCCUUUUCCCGUAUCUCCAGCCCAUCAUAAGCGUGAUGGUGAGACGGCUUGGGCUAGGCAAGCAGACAGAGAUUGGUAAAUCCGUUAUGUUCAUAGUAGAUGCUGCUCGUCAGAUCAUCAAGCAUCGCCGAGAAACAGGAUCCAAAGGGAGGAAAGACUUGCUUGAGAUCCUGCUGUCGGCCGAGACGACAGACGAUGAUGGCAAGCGCAAAAACAAGCUCUCAGAUGACGAAAUCGUGGCGCAGUGUUUUACCUUCAUCUUAGCUGGCUUCCAAAACACCAGCAACACGAUGGCGCUCACGUCAUACUUACUGGCCCUCAACCCGGACAAGCAAGACAGACUCAUCGAGGAGAUAGACGACGUGGCAGCUACAGUUGGCGACAAUUUUGACUACGACACUGUUCUUGGUAUGGAGUACUUGGACAUGAUGGUCCAGGAAGCUUUGCGACUUUACCCGCCAGGAUUUAGGCUUGGUCGUACGUGCAACCAGUCAUGUAAUAUCAACGGCCAGUUCUUUCCCAAAGGCUGCCUCGUGAUGAUCCCAGUGUAUGCCAUUCACAGGGACCCCGAGAUCUGGCCAGAACCGGAGAAAUUUCAGCCUGAAAGGUUUACCGCCGAAGCCAAGCAAGCUCGUCACCCGUACGCUUAUCUGCCCUUCGGCGAAGGUCCUCGUAAUUGUAUUGGAAUGAGGUUUGCCUUACUUAAAGUAAAGAUGGCGCUGGUCUACAUUCUCAGGCACUACCGUCUGGAGAGAUGUCCUGAAACAGAAGUUCCUCUCCAGCUUCAAGGCUUUAUCUCGAUGAGCCCUAAGCACGGGAUGCACCUCAGAAUCACAAAGCGUUAGCUACCAGGGUUACAAAACCAGCCCUAUUCACGGCAUUUACCUCAAUCAAUCAAUCAAUCAAUCAAUCAAUACUUUAUUCGCAUUUCUAUAAUUCUUAAUUUAUACAUUAUUUGUUUUCAAGACUAUAUCUCAUUUCAAUUUUCUAUGUUUAAAUUUUGAGUCAGUCCAGGAAGAAAUAUAGUAGUAUAAUUGUAAGAAAAUGCCUAGGGCCUAAAUGAACCAAAAUGGUUUCCGAGUUGGGUCCCUAGCCAAAACUUGUCGUGAAUUUAAAAAUAUAGCCUUAGAACACACAUACAAAAAAUAAACAAGCGAAAAAGCACACAAAACACAUAGCAAGAAGCACACAUGGGGAGGGUUAGAAUUUUAUGUCAAGUGUUCCAUUUUGUUUUAAUCAUAAAUAACUUUCGGCCUUUUUGCAAAACAUAUUUUUAUUAAGUUGUUUUAGAUCAGGGGGCAGUUUUUCCCAGAGAUUAGUCGCUAUAACAGAAAGUGUUUGUUUACCAGUAUUUGUCCUAAAACGAGCUUUGUAUAGAUUGUCAUUGGCUGCAUAACGGGUAUUAUAAGAGUGAAUGUCCUUAGCGUAUUUGAAAGAGUUGUCAAAGAUAGGGGGAAGAUGUUGCUUGUGCCAGCCAUGUAUAAAUUUUAAAGUUUGGAGUUCAAAAAUGUGAUUUACUGUUAGGAUAUCUAAAAGGUUCAAGAGUGGUAAAGCACUUUCUGUAUUUUCACCAAAUAAAGUUGAGAAGAAAAUUA